AUGCCACUGGAUGGGAAGAAGGAGGCCUUUGGUGACCUGCCCAAGAGAGGAGAGCGAGGGGUGGGGCGGAGGAUCCAGGCCGCGCCCGCCCGAGGGGCAGGGGCGUCUCUCCGCGGGAGUCACGCGACCCCCGUGCCCAAUCGCCAGCCUCUGCCAGCCCCCAGCCCCCAACAGCCGGCCCCCGCCCCUCCCCAGGCCCCGCUCACCUGCCGGGGCCGCAGCCGCAGCAGCCGCGGCGGGGUAAGCACGACCAGCGCCGCACUUCCGGGUCCCGCGAGGCCCGCCCCCAGCUACCGGAAGUGCCCCCUCCGACGUCCGGGCGCUGGGCCACGGUCGCCCAGCUACCGCAACGGGCGCCGCGCGGAGCUCCGCGUCACUGCCACGCCGUUCCCCCGCCAGCCCAACACACACAUUCCCGUUGCUGGGGACCCAAAACGGAUGCGCAAAAGGGAGAACUGGACCCCAGCACCUAACAAACAAGGCGCCAAGCUCUCCUUUCCCCUGAGGAACCACAUGGAUAUGAUCUAUGUCGGCACCAUCGGCAUAGGCACGCCCCCUCAGAACUUCUCGGUGGCCUUUGACACAGGCUCCACAGACCUCUGGGUGCCCUCCAUCUACUGCCCGAGCCCUGCCUGCGGUGAGUGCGCCCCCUGGCGGCGUUCAACCAUCGAUCCCAGACUCUCCUCCAGCUUCCGGAACUCCAGCCGCCCCAUGAACGUGGUUUAUGGCUCGGGCAGGAUGUCUGGCAUCAUCUGGAAUCUCAUUGCCGUGAGCCAGGGAUUUGGUCUGAGCAUGGUGGAGCCAGGGUAUGAAUUUGUCCUUACAUCCUUUGAUGGCAUCCUGGGCCUGCCAUACCCUGGCCUUGGCACCAAAGGGAUCACUCCCUUCUUUGACACCUUGUGGGAGCAAAACCUCAUCUCAGAAAAUGUCUUUGCCUUCUAUCUGAGCAGAGAAAUGAAGGAGGGCAGCACUGUGAUGCUCGGCGGGGUGGACCACUCCUACUACACCGGGGAACUGCACUGGAUCCCCGUGACCAGAACUACCAGGCGCCAGUUCUGGCAGAUCACUGUGGACAGCAUCUCCAUGAACGGAAAGGUAGUGGCCUAUCACGGUGGCUGCCAGGCCAUACUGGACACCGGCAUGUCCCUGCUGUUGGGCCCACAGAGAGACAUCCGGAACAUCCACAGCAUCCUCCAGGCCCAGCAGACCUUCGCCCACAGGGUCACCAUCCCCUGUGACAACAAGAACACUAUGCCCGACCUGGUCUUCACCAUCAACCGUGUCAACUACUCAGUGUCGGCCAGCGCCUACCUGCGUCAGGACACAAACUACUACUACUACUACUACUAUUCUAUAGCCAUCCCUGAAAUAGAAGUGGGCCGGGCAGACGGCAUGAGGGGCAACAGAUGGAACUCCUGCAUCAGCAACCUUGACUGGAUGGAGCUGGCCUGGUACCAAAAGGAGCCCUGGACCCGGGGAGAUGUCUUCCUGCGCCUCUACUUCUCUGUCUUUGACCGGGGGAACAACAGAGUCGGCCUGGCAACGGCAGUCUAA
Erinaceus europaeus (western European hedgehog) is the source of this 1554-nucleotide messenger RNA. RefSeq names its product pepsin F-like. Gene Ontology annotation, biological process: proteolysis. Lineage: Eukaryota; Metazoa; Chordata; Mammalia; Eulipotyphla; Erinaceidae. Gene Ontology annotation, molecular function: aspartic-type endopeptidase activity. The record is from RefSeq and is a predicted model, not a curated record.